UGAUAGGACAGAGGGAGGAGGGAGUAUAAAAGGUCAGCUUUGAGGUGGAGGUGAAGUCAGGCCAAGAGGAAUUUAGUAUAAUCACACAGGACAUCUUACUGCUUUGCAGAUCAUGACUGACUAUGACACAGUUUUGAAAUUCUGGGGUCCGGUGGAGGCGGACUACCCCACCCAUGGGAACAUGGUUCUGACCCGUCUAUUCACGGAGAACCCAGAGACCCAGAUGCUGUUCCCCAAGUUUGCCGGCAUCGCUAAGUCUGACCUGGCCAGUAACACAUCUGUUUCUGCCCACGGUGCCACUGUGCUAAAGAAACUUGGUGAACUGCUGAAGGCCAAAGGCAACCACGCCAGCAUCCUCAAACCUCUGGCUGAAAGCCAUGCCAACAAGCACAAGAUCCCCAUUGGUAACUUCAAGCUGAUCACCGAGGUCAUUGUUAAAGUUAUGGCGGAGAAGGCAGGACUCGAUCCAGCCGGGCAGCAGGCCCUGAGGAAUGUGAUGGCCACUGUCAUCGCUGACAUUGACGCCAACUACAAAGAGCUGGGCUUCAGUGGCUGAAGGUUAAUGUCACGCUGGGGGUCAGAUAACAGACAGACAAGAAAUUGUGCGAGUGCUUUUUUUGAACAUAAAAAGGGUUGAUCUUCUAAAUGAAUACAAAUAUUAAAAAAUCUAAUACAUAAAAUAGCUUCACAAAUGUAUCUUUUUUGCAGAAUUACUACUAGAUUGUGUUAGAUUAUAAAGGUUUUCUGCUCUGUAAUAAACAUGUUUUUUAUUUCAGUUAAAUGAGAUUGAUUGAUUGAUUGAUUGAUUGGUUGAUUGAUUGAUCUUGGAUGAACUGGAACUUGCUGGAAACUCCUAUCACAUACUGCCAAUAAAGGUCUCUAUAGCUUGA
Messenger RNA from Lates calcarifer (barramundi perch), 890 nucleotides. It is a transcript of the gene mb, whose product is annotated as myoglobin. Lineage: Eukaryota; Metazoa; Chordata; Actinopteri; Centropomidae. Gene Ontology annotation, biological process: oxygen transport. The coding region runs from base 113 to 556 and encodes 147 amino acids. The transcript has 4 exons. Gene Ontology annotation, cellular component: extracellular exosome. The record is from RefSeq and is a predicted model, not a curated record. Gene Ontology annotation, molecular function: heme binding; oxygen binding.